This is a messenger RNA of Felis catus (domestic cat), 2578 nucleotides long. It is a transcript of the gene SNX20, whose product is annotated as sorting nexin 20. Gene Ontology annotation, cellular component: early endosome membrane. The record is from RefSeq and is a predicted model, not a curated record. The transcript has 5 exons. Bases 161 to 1192 code for a protein of 343 amino acids. Gene Ontology annotation, biological process: protein transport. Gene Ontology annotation, molecular function: phosphatidylinositol phosphate binding. NCBI's taxonomy places the organism in Eukaryota, Metazoa, Chordata, Mammalia, Carnivora, Felidae.
GGAGUAGGUCACACAGCCUAUUUCCUGUUUUCUAAGGGGGAACUCAGAUGCAGCGGCCUCGCUAGAGCCUAGAACAGAGGAGAGCUGAAGGGGACCAUGUGACACUCCUCCUGGCCCCCCCUGGACCCACACAGGAACCAGAGGCCUCAGCCUUGGAAUCAUGGCCAGUCCUGAGCACCCUGGAAGCCCUGGAUGGAUGGGACCCAUCACCCAGUGCGCGACAGGGACCGAGCAGGAAGCAGCAGCCACUGGCCCAGACCUCUCAUGUCCAGGACCCGAUGAACACUUAGGGAAGGAUUCUCAUCGUUCCCAAGAUCCUCAGAAGGGCUCACCGCCCAAGGGAGGUCGAAGACACACUGUUCGGUUUGCAGACACCCCCGGCGGCCCCAGCCCCAACUCCAGCAUGACCACCGGGGAGCUGCAGGAGUACUGGCGGAAGGAGAAGCGCGGCUGGAGGCGCGUCAAGCUGCUCUUUGAGGUCGCGUCGGCCCGCAUCGAGGAGAGAAAAGUCUCCAAGUUCGUGAUGUACCAAAUCGUCGUCAUCCAGACAGGGAGUUUUGACAGCAACAAAGCCGUGCUGGAGCGGCGCUAUUCAGACUUUGAGACGCUCCAGAAAAACCUCCUCAAGACGUUCAGGGAAGAGAUCGAGGAUGUCGUCUUCCCCAAGAAGCACCUGAUGGGCAACUUCACGGAGGAGAUGAUCUCCGAGCGCAAGUUGGCCUUCAAGGAGUACCUGAGCCUGCUCUACGCCAUCCGCUGUGUGCGGCGGUCCCGCGAGUUCAUCGAUUUCCUAACCCGGCCGGAGCUCAGGGAGGCCUUCGGCUGCCUGCGAGGCGGCCAGUACACCAGGGCCCUGGACAUCCUGGUGCGCGUGGUGCCCCUGCAGGAGAAGCUGACGGCCCACUGCCCCGUAAUGGUGGUCCCCGCCCUCUGUGCCAUGCUGGUGUGCCACCGUGACCUUGAACGCCCUGCUGAAGCCUUUGCGGUGGGUGAGAGGGCCCUCCAGUGCCUGCAAGCCCGGGAGGGCCAUCGCUACUACGCCCCCCUGCUGGAUGCCAUGAUCCGCCUGGCCUACACGCUGGGCAGAGACUUCAUUUCACUGCAGAAAAGGCUGCAGGAGAGCCAGCUCCGGAAGCCCACCCCCUGGGGCCUCACCCUGAAGGAACUCACCGUGCGGGAAUAUCUGUACUGAGCCCCUCUGGCAGGCGGGCUGGAGACUUGGGGUCACCGCUGCUCGGUGGGCGGUUUGGGGUUCACGUUUUAGUGGGCAGAGCCACGUUGGACCCUAGGUUGUUGGGUGACCUUGGACAAGUCCUUCCUCUGGCCCUCCGUUUCCCCAUCUCUGCUGAACAGAGGUCCCUCGGGGCAUCCUUGGAAGCCUCCGCUCGAGUCCUGUGUCCCUUCGAUGCCAGGUUCACCUCAUCUCAAAACCACGAACCCAGACGCCAAAAUGUCAGAGAGUGAGAUCCAUCUUUCUGGUGUUUUUGCAGGUGGCUGGAGGGGAGGUUGACAUUGCACGCCACGGACAGAGCUUAACCCAUCUCGUACAGACAGCUGUCUCCAGCUGUCCUCUCUUUCCUCUCUGCUCCUUCUCCCUUGACCUUGCCUGCAGAUAUCCCCACCGUUAUCCUAAAUAUUCCAGCUCUUCCCUCUUAGCGUGUAAACCUGACUCGCAAAACAAAGGCUCAUCCACUGCUCCUCAAGGCCAACUUUGUCCCUAAGAUGGGGUGUAUGGGACCCUUUGAAGGGCGGAGGGACCCUGGGCUAGAACAUAAUCAUGUCAUAAGAUUCUGUGAAACGAGGCAUUUUUAGGAAGGGAAGUUGCCCACGAUUCUCUGGUUAGGAUUAUGCAACUCAUUACCUGGUUGGGUUUUCAUUUAUGGGCAACUGGCCCCCAAACAGGCUCCCUGAGUUAUGUAGACACAGCCCUGAAGGGAGGUGGGGUGAUACACAGUGGGACCUCUGGGUAGGACACUGAUUGAAUGCUUAACACCUCCCCAUUGAGGAACAAUGUUCUUGGAACCUCUGUGCUGGAUGGGGAUGCCCUUGACCGAAGUCUGCUUUCAGGAAAGGACACCGAGAGCCCAGAGUGGAGGGGAGUCUGGACCCAUAACCCAGGCUCAACACUGGUCCUGAAGCUGAUGGUACAGGCUGGUUUGGGCCAAUGUGUGUUUGUGGCUAGAAGUCCCUGGAGACCUAAACCAUCUGCUUGAACUUAUCAGAGCAAAAUAAAGAGGCUGUAACUUGGACCCAUAAUGUGGGGCACCAGCCUGGCCUGUGCGAGGAUCUGGCUCAGCACAGGGAUCGACGGGCAUCCGCCAAGCUGCACCGGAACGUGUUCAACCGCGACACCGUGUGGCGGCAGUUGUAGCGGCCCGAUCAGGCUCUGGCCUCGAGGCUAGAAACAUCUGAUGAUACCUGGGGACAGAGAAAGCUUCAAGUCCCUCAAUUUACGCAGGGGGGACACUUUGAAUGGGAGAUGCCGGGCUUCUUGAAAAUCUGGGCGUGUGGGAAAUUACAGUGUUAAGUGGAAAUACAAAGGGCCGUGACUCUACUUGUCACGGUGAAGAAGACCGUA